Molecule: messenger RNA, 1116 nt
Organism: Pieris napi
Lineage: Eukaryota; Metazoa; Arthropoda; Insecta; Lepidoptera; Pieridae
Product: RING-H2 finger protein ATL8-like
Exons: 2
Coding region: 256-669 (137 amino acids)
Source: RefSeq, a predicted model, not a curated record
GUGAGUAGUGAGUACUGAGUAGUGACUAGUGAGUACAGACACAGAGUUCUUUCUUUCUAUUAAAAAUAUCAGAUUUUAUAAAUUAAAUAAUAAUCUGGUUUCCCUUCAAAACGUAUAAAAAAAAGAAAGUAAUAGACAUUUAAUAGCAAUUUUAUCAUCGUUUGAUGAUGACAGUAGUUUCUAAUUCAUUUAUUAGUUACAUUUUAUAAGACCUAAAACGAUCGAUAGGACAUUUUUUAGUUCAUAUAAUUCAGUAUGGCGGAUUUAACUACGAUUGAUUUAACAAAUUCUUUGUGUUUAGUAAAUCACCAUGCUCUGUCUAACUUAAUUAUUGAAUUAGAUGAUACAGACGAGUCAUUUGUUGGGGAUAUAGCUUUUGAGAGUACACCAAUAAGAGCUCCAUCGAAAAAGUUACGACAAUCACUCCUAAAAAAGAAGAAAUUAGACAAAUCACCAGAGAACUCACCAGAUUCCAAAAUAGGAGAAUGCUCUAUUUGUUGUGAAAGAAUAGGGAAAAGACCAGUUUCAUCGACAAUUUGUGGACAUAUUUUUUGCACAACCUGUAUAGAAACAGCAUUGCAACAUGAUAAAAGAUGCCCACAAUGCAGAAAGACAAUGAAAGGAGCAUAUAAAUAUCAUCCAAUAUAUAUACCAUUACAAUCUAAAUGAAAAAUUAGAAAAGAGUAUAUGUCAUUUAUUUAACUUAAUACUAUACAACUUUUUACAUAACUGCUUUGACAAUUUAUAUUUUAUUUUAUUCAGAUGUAUGAAUUAAUCAGUUGCUAUCUUAUAUAUAAGAUUAAGAGAACAAUAGUCAUCCAAUGGUUCUAAUAUUUCUAAAGGGAUCAGUAUUUUUCUUUUCUAUUCCCACAAUAAUCUAUCUAAUUAAAAAAAAUAUUUAAUGUAUAAAUUUUAUUUAGGUUAUAGUUAAAUACCAUUAUUCUGUUCUGUAAAUUUAAUAAGUGUAAUUUUACCACAUGUAAAUUUAUUUAAUGUGAUAUUAUUUUAUGACAAAAGCCCUAAUCAUAACAGAAGGUUUUGGCUUUGGCAACUUAGUAACUGUAAAUUAUAAUAAAUGCUCACUGUUUGAAGAAUAUUAAAUGUCACUAGUAUGAA